Messenger RNA from Nerophis ophidion (straightnose pipefish), 1823 nucleotides. RefSeq names its product G-protein coupled receptor family C group 5 member C-like. Lineage: Eukaryota; Metazoa; Chordata; Actinopteri; Syngnathiformes; Syngnathidae. The transcript has 4 exons. The record is from RefSeq and is a predicted model, not a curated record. The coding region runs from base 409 to 1587 and encodes 392 amino acids. Gene Ontology annotation, cellular component: intracellular membrane-bounded organelle; signaling receptor complex; extracellular exosome. Gene Ontology annotation, biological process: G protein-coupled receptor signaling pathway. Gene Ontology annotation, molecular function: G protein-coupled receptor activity; protein kinase activator activity.
AGAGAGUGGCCUCUUUGUUUGGAGCUAAAGUGCCGGCUGGAACAAAUAAGUAGGCUGACUCCUAAUCUUGCAGAAUAUGCAAAUCUGCAGCCACACAGGAGAGGUUAGAUGCUAACAAGAGGGUGGUAGUGUUGGUGCCGGGAGGUUCAUUUGGAUGUCUCCAGCUGACGGAGCAUGACCUGACUGGGGACGAAUAUAGAGGACAUAAUGGGGGACGGAGUGGGUGGAUUGGUGCAUGACUCCACCGGGAGAACACAGUCAGUGAGCAGGAAACUGGUCGGAGAAUCUGUCUGAGCAGCCUGUGACUUACAAUAAUAAUAAUAAUAACCAAAUAUUUGGGCCAAAAGGUCUCCUUUGUUCACCUGUUGGACCUGCGACAGCAUAUUGGAACGUACCUGAAAGGAAGCCAUGGCUCGAACAAGUCCGCCCAAAGGAUGCGGUUCCGGCAUUGGUUCUAUUUAUUACAACCUGUGUGACCUGACCGUGGUGUGGGGGGUGGUGGUGGAGGCCCUCGCCGCCACCGGUGUGAUGACCUCCUUUGUUCUCUUCGUCGUCCUCAUGGCCUACCUGCCUUUUGUGACAGAUAAGAAAAGGAAAGGUAUGGUGGCCUUGCAGGCAGGCGUUCUGGUCUUCACACUAGGACUCUUCGGUCUUACCUUUGCCUUUGUCGUGGGCCGCUACUCCGCCAGCUGUGCCGCACGCAGGUUCCUUUUCGGCGUUUUGUUCUCGGGAUGCCUGGCCUGCCUGGUGAUGCACGGGUUGUGGGUCGCCCUGCUGGAGCGCCGGGGACGGGGGCCCAGGAGUUGGAUGAUCUGCCUGGGAGCACUGAGCCUCUGGCUGGUGGAGGUCAUCAUCAACACAGAGUGGCUCCUCAUCACUGUGUUGCGGAAUCCACCGGGCGGUGAUGCGGACGUCUCCGAGCCGUCUUGCAGCUUCGCCAACCAGGACUUUGUCAUGGCGCUGAUCUACGUGAUGGUCCUGCUGGUCGCCACCGCGCUGAUGGCCGUGCCCUCGUUGACGCACAAGCACAAGCAGUGGCGCCAGGACGCAGCUUUCCUCCUGGCGUCAAGCCUCGUCACCGUCGCCAUUUGGGUAGCUUGGAUCGUCAUGUACGUCCACGCGAACAAAGUGCUGGGGGACGCCAGCUGGGAUGAUCCCACACUGGCUGUGGCUGUGGUGUCCAAUGCCUGGGUGUUCUUGCUCUUGUACGCCAUCCCGGAAAUCUGCUUACUGACCCAGGGGGACCUGGACCAGGAGCCCCCACUCGACGAAGACCACAGCUUCCCGGUCAGAAGCUUAGUGUACGACAUUCACAAGGAGCCAGAGCCGCCACACCAGACUGUGUACAUGGAGAAUAAAGCCUUCACUAUGGAGGAGCCGCCAUCAGUGCCCACAAAGCCAGUGUCUCCAUACGGCGCUUACAACGGACAGCUGCGAAGCUGCGUCUACCAGCCCACUGAAAUCGCCCUGAUUGCCAAGGGUCUGACCAAGAUGGACCAGGACACGAUGAUGCGCCGUGCCUCUGCCGCCUCUCUGAACCCGUGCAGUGCAAGCAACAGCUCACUGCAUCUCUCAGUGGGCUCCUAGCAACCAUAUCGCACGCAGACACGGUCAAAAGCACAUUGUUGGUUUUCACUGGCUUAUGUUCUGUCUUUGAUGGAUCACUCCACUUUGGUUCUAUGUGGCUUUUUUUUGUGUGUGGGACGUUUGUUGUUGUUGCUGUGACGGACACACUGUAUUUGAGCUAUUAUUCACACACAAGUUUGAAUGGCAGUAAAGGCGGUAAUAAAUUUGGAGGAACUGGCCUUUUUUUGUUUGAAUUA